AGUCUACGUUUUUUUCCCGAAAUAUUCUCUUGAUUCCAACAUGAGCUCUUUUACUGGCAACAUUCUAAAAAGAAAGUGAAGUGAAAGAAAUGAAUUUACGAGAAUAGGUCGCAAGUCGCAUAGAUUUUUGGUUGAUUUCCUUUUCACUUUGCUUUCGUAUUCUCUAAGAUCUAAUAAACUAGAGUUAAUUUGUGUUUCUGAUUAUAUUUUGAUUCAACAAUUCCGGUGCCGCUCUGCCGAAAUCAGGAUAAGUACGAAAGUGAACAGCAUCUUAUUGAUUUUCUUCCCAUGCAUGGCAUAUGCUCACACCAGCCCGAAUUCUUCUUAUAUCUAACAACGAAUACAUGAUUUAGUUCCGAAACUACCCGUUUUGAGUAAAGAGUCACAUAACCAGUGACAUUUUAUCUAAUUUUCUGUAAACAAAUCGAGUCAAAAUGAUGGCAAAUCCGCUCGACUCUCUAAACCAGCCCACGCAAAAUGGAAGUAAGUUGCAGCCGUGCAAGAAUGAGUCUAAGACGAAUUUGAUAAUCAAUUAUCUGCCGCAAACGAUGACCCAGGAGGAAAUUCGAUCAUUAUUUUCGAGUGUCGGCGAAGUAGAAAGCUGCAAGUUAAUAAGGGACAAGGUGACCGUGUUUCCGGAUCAUAUUCUCAACGGUCAGAGUCUUGGAUACGCUUUCGUCAACUAUCACCGAGCUGAGGAUGCGGAAAAGGCGGUGAAUACACUCAAUGGUCUCAGACUGCAGAACAAGAUCAUCAAAGUUUCAUACGCACGUCCAAGCUCUGAUGCGAUUAAAGGUGCCAACCUCUACGUCUCCGGACUCCCGAAACACAUGACUCAGCAAGAAUUGGAGAAACUCUUCGGCCCCUACGGUACCAUUAUCAGCUCGCGCAUUCUCCAUGAGAACAUGAAUGUCGGUCAGCUGAUGCAGGUAGCUCCAGAAGAUCACUCUAUCCAAGGUCCAUCAAGAGGAGUCGCCUUCAUCCGGUACGAUCAAAGGUGUGAAGCAGAAGCAGCUAUACGUGAGUUGAAUGGCACUAUUCCACCUGGUGGAACAACCCCAAUGACUGUCAAGUGUGCAAACAACCCAAGCAAUCAGAAUAAGGUUUUGGCACCCCUUACUGCAUACCUGGCUCCAACUUCAACACGGCGCAUCAUAACCCCUGCAGGUAAAGCACUGCUAGCUAUCAACAAAGGUCUCCAAAGAUUUUCUCCUCUUUCCGAUCCGCUCAUUCAAGGUAAUGCUUUAGGUGGAUCAGGCUGGUGUAUCUUCGUGUACAACAUCGGGGCUGACACUGAGGAGAGUGUUCUGUGGCAACUUUUUGGGCCAUUUGGUGCCGUCCAGAGUGUGAAAAUAAUUAGAGAUCCCUCUACAAACAAGUGCAAAGGUUAUGGUUUUGUUACUAUGACCAAUUAUGAUGAGGCUGUUGUUGCCAUUCAAUCCCUGAAUGGCUAUUCACUGAACGGUCAGGUCCUUCAGGUCAGCUUCAAGACCAACAAGAGUAAAUCUUAAAGACUUUGAGAGUCUAGUCAAUAAAUUGUAGCUAAUACAAAAAUGUUGAUCAACAUCGUCAUGGUUUGACAUCAAAUUAUAAUAGUACUGAGUAGGAAAACAUUUUGACACUGUAUGAUGCGAAUCAUGACAUGUAAAGUUCAUCAGAAGUACAAAAUAUGAUGCGUGUAAUCAUAAUAUUAAUCCAAUAUUUAUUUUACUUCAUAAUUUUGACAAACAUUACCCAACAAUGAUUUGUAUAAAUGAGUUACAUAUAGCAAUAAGAAGAUUCCAUUUAAUAACUUUCGUAUUAUGAAUAGUAAAAAAUCUAUGAGAUUUUAUUACAAUUUCACAUUUAAAAUUGCAUAAAUUAGUAACAAAAUGAUCUGAUAUAGAAAGUGAAUGGUUCUCCAAUUCAUAAGACAUACAAAUGGUUUUUAAUCAUUUACAAAUAAGCUGUAGAAUACUCGAAAUUUAUGAUUGUUAAUCUUGAACUUUACUAGACUUAUCACAAACUUAACUAAUUUAAUAGCCUAAAACAUAGCUGAGUAUGUAAUAUAAAGUACUAAAGUAAAAAUGGUUGUAAUAAGCCUAAAAAUAUUCAAAUCAAUAUAAAACUGAGCAAUAUACUCAAAAUAGUAUAAGUAAUAGACAACAUAGUAAUAUAUUCUACAAAAGAAAUAAUGAAACAAAUCUUAAUGCAAUAAUAUAAUUAUAUUUAAUAUCAUAUUAUUAUGAUAGCUUAUCAACAGUGCAAUAUAAAAGAUUUUUUUACUUAAAGUAAAAAUAUAUUCCCAGUGCAAUUCAGAUCCAGAUUAAAAUAUGUAAUUAUUUUUUGGGUUAUAACCAAAAGUGUAUUUGGGUUACAACAAUAAGUUUAUUGGUUCAUUGGUGACAUGAUUUUUUGAUGCUAUAAAAACACUAAGCGUAAAUAUGAUACUUAGUUGUACUUAGGAGAUAACCAAAGACAUCAGCAAUAAAACUGACUGAUUUAAUAAAAGAAAACUAUGCACUAAGUGACUUAUAAGAACACCAUAAAUUCUUCCAUAAGUAUUUUACCAUAUGAUAAGCAAAGCCCCAUACAUUAAAAAGAUAAAUUUAAAAUAGUUACUGGUUGAAAGAAAUGAUAAUGCACAAAAAAUAUUUAAAUACUAGAUAUUAAGAACUAGUUUUUUUACACGAGCAUCAAAUUAAAACUAAAAUAGGCUUAUUUUAGCCACUGGUGAGUAAGACGGAAAGUGGCUGUUAUAAUGUUAAUAAAAUAUCAAAAUAAGACAAAUAGUUUUUGGAGUUCCAAUUAAAGUUUAAAGCAAAAAUAUUAUGUGGGCUGUUCCGGGCUUAGAAGACAUUAUCAAAGCAAUAAUAUAAUUUGAUGCUCCUGUAUAGCUCCUGCUAGCACACUAGCAUAGAAAAAUGUUCAUUAAAUCAUCAUUUUUAUUCAAGAAAAGUAAAAUCUACGGGUGACUUUUAUAAUGGUUCCCACUUAAAAUACUUUAAUCUGACAUAUGUGUGGCACCAUGACAUAACAUCAAAUAUUGUAUAUUAUUGAUCAACAUUUUAAUUGUGACAUACAUCUUUUAAUGCAUCAGAUUUGGGCACAUAAAUUAUUUAAAAUUUAAAUGUAUUUAUAUGUGAAAGUCAAAUCAAUAAUUUAAAGAAUGUAGGAGUAUGUUGUGUUUGGAGGUAAUUUUCUCAUUAAUUAAAUAGGAAGAUUCACAAUGGACAAGGAGAAGAAUAAUUUAAGGAAAAAUCAAGUCGAAUCAAGCCUGACAUGUGAGUUUGAGACUAUGCAAAGAUUAUCUUGUUUUUAUGCCAGCAUGACCAGUAAGUACAAUUCACUUGUGUACUAACAUUGCAAUAUUUAUAAAGAAUACUCACUUCAAAUAUUGGAUAAAUAUUAAACAUUUAUACCUCAUUUGUAAUUUUCUCAUAAAUAUCAUCUUACAUUGUCUAAUGUGAAUCUAAUACGUAAGUAUCUUAACUCGCUAAUAAAAUUAAUUUGACUUUCACCACAUUAUGAUAUUGUCUCUCUAAUUAUUAAUUUCAUUGUAUAAUCACUAUUUAUUAUUAUGAUAUAAGUAAAUUUAAAUAAAAUUUGAAAAAAAAAAGUAUGUUUCCAUAUAAUUUCUAGAAACCAUUGGGUUUGUUCAUUUUGAUGUUUGUAUUUAACAUAUUCAUAGUAGCAUAUGUAAGUAGUAUUAAAAUAUUAUUUAUUUGUUUAGAAAUCAUUAAUGCCAGUACGUCUUUUCGCCAUUUUUUUAUUGUAACAAAGAAAAUGCUCGCCGGUUCAUACCAGCAGCCUAGCAGCAUAUUUAAUGGCUGAGGGAAUUGUCGAUGUUCAUCCUAGACUAAGCCAAUAAGAAAGGUGAAAGAAAAAAUCAGAUUAAUUUUGUUACAAAAAAAAAAAGUGAAACACUAGUUCCAAAUAUUCUUUUAGUUUGUUAUUCAUAAAUAGUAAUUUAUGUAAUGCAUAGUUAAAUUAUUAAUAGUUAAAUGCAUAUCAUAAUUGACUAAAUGAGGCGAGAUAUAUUCUCAUGAAACUGUUAAUAAACGAUGCAUUUCGAAAAUAAGUUACUUAUAUUCUAUUUAUUUUUCUUCUAUAAGCUUAAAAUGUUGCAUUACGAAUUAUUUAUUUUUAAAUAUAAAAAUAAUAGAGAAGUACUUAAACUAUGCGGAACUAGUCAUUAAAAAAAUUGCGCAACAUAUUUGUUUUAAGUACUUAUGUUUAAUGGCUAAGUAUAAAAUAAUAGUGAAAAACUGUGUUCUUUAAUUUAUAAAAAAAACCGUAGUUUAGAUAUUAAUUUAUGUUUGUGUGGUGUUUGGUUUAAUAGUAUUUAUUGUAAUACCCGAAGCACACGUUGCUUUCAAUACUGUAUUCAAAAAGGUAUUUACAAGAGUUUGGCAGAGGCUUUAUGGCCCAGGUGGACAGAAUUAAUCUUGUAGUUUCAACAGGUAAAUAUCAAGUACCUACUUAAUUAAAUGAUCAGUCGAUUUAAACUCCUAUUGCCGGAGACUCGAAGGCGGCGAUUCUAUUUAUCAAAUAAAAAAUUAUACUAAAGCCAUAAAAAUCUGCCAUAUUCUUGUAAUUAAUAUGUAUUUUUUUUCCUUAAGAAAUCCAAAUCUUAUUGAGAAUUUUUCAUUAAAAAUAAUAAUAAUAAUAAUAGAAACGGAUUUUUAGUAAUUAACUUAAUACAAAUAAAAAAAUUAUGGUGUGUAUGAAACUAGUCAAUGGUAGAAAUAUACCUCUAUAUGUUACUGUUUGAAAUGCUGAUAUUUUAAGUAAGUUUCUAGACUUAUUUGUAUAAGUUUCCUGUUACAGUAUGUUCGAACAAGCCUGUGAAAUAUUAGUAAAAAGCAACGCCCUACGUAAUUUUGCCUUUGGACAAGAAGCUUCCGUACCAAAAAAUAGUUUUUAUUCUAUUUUUAACUUAUCCAACAUAUGAGGAGUAUAAAUGCAAAAGCUCCUACUACAAAGCAUUGCAAUCAAAUUUUAAUAUUGAUUAUAAAUGAGGCGAAUACGCCCUUCAAAUUUGAUUGCUUCACGUAUUUCAAGUACCCUGCCGCCAAGUUCAAGUGCAUCAAUUUUAUAUGGGCAGUUACAAAAAUAUGAAAUUUGAAUUAAAUUUUCUCACAUAAACGGCAAAUCGGGGCUUAUAGGCCACUUGCAAUAAGAUUGAACAAUAAUUAUGAUAAAUUUGAUUCAAUCUAAGAUUUUUUAACAAAUACUUGACCUGCCCUAGAAGAUAUAGUUAUCUCUAGAAAGAAUACAAGAUAAUUCUUAUAAGUAUGGAUUUUCAUAUGAAGUUCUAAUUUCGCACAAGAUUAUCAGCCUAUUUGUAUAUGUCAUCACAUUGUUUAGUCAGUUUUGUGUCGUCCUAUGUGUAUGUGAGUUUAUAGUUAAAUGUAUGCUUGCUUUCCACCGAUUACAAAAUCUAUAUGUACACACCUGGCCCGUACAAUUUUUUUUUUUUGUAUUUUCAAGUGUUAUUUCAGCUCGCCAUUUUUUGCGUUCUAAAAUUUCGGCAUUUAGUGAUACAAAUAAAAAUUUGUUUCAAAAGAAAUUCAAUUUAAACAAAAGUACAUACCUCUACUAACAUUUUUUUUUUUUAAUGUAGCGUUUAUUUAUCUGAUUUUUUUCUUUUGUUUUGUACUAAUUAAUUUGUUAUUUUUGGGCAGGUAUGGGUAAGGUUUUGGCCUAGGAUAUAGGUAGAUUUAUAAGACAGAGUACAAAUCGCCAUGUAUGAAGACGAGCGUUUAUGCUUAUACAAUUAAAACUUUUGAAAUGUCAACGAAUGUAAUCUGACGUAGGGAAUAAUUAUAUAGGAAUUAAAUAUUGACCUUAGCAAUAAUACGUAUAAAACAA
Messenger RNA from Bombyx mori (domestic silkworm), 5853 nucleotides. Its product is annotated as ELAV-like protein 1. The record is from RefSeq and is a predicted model, not a curated record. Gene Ontology annotation, molecular function: RNA binding. Bases 435 to 1511 code for a protein of 358 amino acids. The transcript has a single exon. NCBI's taxonomy places the organism in Eukaryota, Metazoa, Arthropoda, Insecta, Lepidoptera, Bombycidae. Gene Ontology annotation, cellular component: ribonucleoprotein complex.